AUAAAAACACACGAAUCAUUUUCAAGGAAAUAAAUUAACUUUUGUUGUUGAAGAAAGACCAGCAAUCAACAUAAAAAAGGGCCAGAUGAACGAAAGUGGAAAUUUACCUUCUGUUGAAACACAGUUGGUUAAGGUUUUGGCAAAGGUAAUUUGGGUGCAUAGGUUUAGAACACGUGCAUUGACUGACUUAGAAGUUUUUAUAUUAGGCUGGUGUAAUCUACGUCCCAGGUACUAGUUCCUUCUGAGAAGAAAACACUGCAUUUAUAUGAAGCUAGAUAUCUAGCUUUGCUGGAGGAGGUACUUUAUGCUAAAAUUAACUGGAAUUUAAAAG
Molecule: messenger RNA, 331 nt
Organism: Rubroshorea leprosula
Lineage: Eukaryota; Viridiplantae; Streptophyta; Magnoliopsida; Malvales; Dipterocarpaceae
Source: the annotation of a GenBank genome assembly